Molecule: messenger RNA, 3852 nt
Organism: Hyla sarda
Lineage: Eukaryota; Metazoa; Chordata; Amphibia; Anura; Hylidae
Product: leucine-rich repeat-containing protein 36-like
Exons: 14
Coding region: 200-2290 (696 amino acids)
Molecular function (GO): protein binding
Source: RefSeq, a predicted model, not a curated record
UAAAAACAAAUUAUUCUGGGCUCCCCGCAGGUGUCUCUUCUUCUCCCAGAGCUGUAGGGCAUACAGUCUACAGUGACAUAGCUCACAGCGCCACUCCUCCAAUCACUGACAAUUAGGACACUGCUGCGGGUAGUGAUUGGUGGAGCGGCGCUGUGACAUCACAUCUACAGCACAGGGAAGAAGAGUGUCUGCUGAGAUUAUGCAAACACCAACCUGCAGACGGGGUGCCCUGACACUUUCGGGGAACAAGGAAGACGCUGUUGAGUCACUUGACCUCCAGGGGACAUACAGAGAAAAAAUCCUCACCUUGGGAGAUGCAUUUAAGAACUUUAAAAGUCUUCGAUCCCUAGAUCUAUCUAGAAAUCUAAUUGUCCGCUUACAGGGCAUAGAAUAUCUACAUGCUCUUCGCUCCCUUAACCUGUACUAUAAUGACAUUGAAUCCUUGGAAGAGAUAGAGCGCCUUAGACUACUGGCACAUCUACAGACCCUAGAUCUGCGCCUCAAUCCAGUCACCAGACAGGACACCGAUUACCGCCUCAUUGUCAUCCGUACUUUAAGCAAUCUAGAGAUACUAGAUGAACGUCCAGUAAGGGACAGCGAAAGGAAAAACGCAAAGUUCAAUUUUGGAUUGAAAGACUAUAAAACGAAGGGGAUACCAGAGGAGGAAAUUGGGAGCAUAGAGAAAAAUAACUCUUUCAUCCAGAAGACAACAGCGAAAGCUCACCUGGAUUUUAAUAUGAGCAACACAGAUUUCAGCAAACUAAAUGAUCGGGAAAAUGAUCCAACAGAUUACAUGAAGAGAAUAUCCCCAUCCAAAUAUCAGACUGCAGAUCUCCAGUCAUUUGUGCAGCCGCAGAGUGAAUUUGAAGACGGUAUUGAAUACCGCCCCUUGCCUUCACCAACACGGUCAUCCUUACGUUCUCCUGGUCCCUCAUCACGUGGCAAAGAAGGGCAUCGCGUUACAUUUGCAGAGUCAACCAUAUCCGAGCUAUUUCCAAAGAAAGAGGAUUUAGCUCGACACUUAGAAAAAGAAGACAAUCUCACCUCUGUACCAAAACCCACAUCCACCAGUUCAGAUACACCUGCAUCAAUGUUUGACUUUAAAUAUACCUACCUCACGUCCACCCCUGUGAGAAAGGAGUUUACCAGCAGUGAACGCAUGAAGGUUGAUGCCUGCGCCCACAAUGACAUCAGAGGGAGCACAGAAUCCAGAGAUAGUCUUAAGCCUCCAGAGGAGUCAAACAGAGAUAGACUGCUGAGACUCAGCUCAGAUCUCUAUGUGACCACACAUUUGACUGAUCCUGCCACAUCUUCAAACUCUCUCUCUUCCUUACGAAAAGGCUUCACAGAUAUCUCAAAAACAUAUGCGCUGCCCUCUAAACCCACACUGGCAAAUACUCAUUUGUCCACAGGAAAAAGUUUUAGUCACCGUCAAUAUACCAGAGAUUACGAGAACUCCUGGAGCCCAGAUAGACCACGCAGCAUAAAGUUUGACAGCCUGUCAGUGCCUCAGAAUGGAAUGAAAAGAGCCAGCAGCCUAAAUUCUCUGCUAUCUCCUAAAGUCAGCAGUGUGCAUCAAGAGUCACAUAAUGAUGAUGCAUUAAGUGGAAAUGAGCUUAAAAAGAAAGACAGCUCCCUGAGUAGUAAUGUUCCUAGUAUCAAUGACAUCCUGCACCAGCUGAUAGACUUAGUAGACCGGUAUUGGAAUGGUUCUGGAUCCCUUCUACAGAACCAGAGGUUCCUGAGACCUGCUCAGGACCUGCUCUCACGCCUGACAUCUGUGAAACAGACAUCAUAUGUGGAUUCUGCAGUCAGCCCUGGACAAGAUGAAGAUAGCAAGACCACAGACUCUGUAAGAUUAAAGUUGAUAAAAGUCAUGGAGGAAAAUCACUUUCUGCGGACCAAGGUGUAUAAACUGGAGAACCAAACGGCUAGAAAUGAAGGGUCAUGGGGUCCAUCAUUACCCCAAGAUGAUCUUCGGCAGAAGUACGAGCAGCUGAGCCUUCAAGUAGAAUCUUUACAGCAGCAGCUGGAAAAGAGCAAUAAACUGCAAGAGACUGUUAGCCUGUUACACAACAGCCAGAGGUCAUUGGUCUGCACAAAUGAAUACCUCCUUCAACAAUUGAAUAAAGUCUUCCCAACUGUGAUCUCCAAGCCUCCUCGAGGAACUUCCCCAGACAGAACCAGAAUUACCGAAUACCUUUACUCGGAGCCUAGUGAUCCCAGCACUCCAUCUCACAGUGCUGGGCAUUAUCGGACUCCUGAGAGGCUCAGCGUAUGCCCAUUAUAAGUCCCUAUAGUAAUCAUCUCCAUCACAAUCCAGCAUUUUAUUUUUUUGCACAUUCAAUCAUGGUAAUACGUGAAACACAUCCCUAAAAUCAAAAAAGAGAAGCUAUUUAAUGAUUUUUAGUUUACAAGGUCAUCAAGUUGUUCAACAUCAACUAUUAUGUUUUUAGCAUCUUUUGGUUGGUGCCCAUUUGUGCAAGUGCCAUAAUACUAAGAAACAGCUUAUUUUAUCACAUGGCAAAAUUAUGUAGAUAUUUGUAUAAUUCAGGAAUGUUACUCGUAUUUAAGAAUUUUAUUUACAAUUUGUAUUUUUGUAAAACAGUAUUUUUAACUAAUCAUUUAGCUGACUUUUUAAAAUAAAGUACAGCAUGAAAUUUUGAUGUAUCUGCGUUCAGUGGAAAUGCCAAACCCCGUGGGUAGGGGAUAAUGGUUUGAUAAGUUCAGUUCACUACCCAUUUAAGUUGUCUCAGUGGCUCCCAUAGAAAAUGAAUGUAAUGAUGAAAUAAAUGAGUGACCCACAGGUCUACUGUUAGAUUGUAGGGGACCCCCAGCUUUUAGAUCACUCACUAACCUUUAAUUAUCUUAUAACUUUGAAAAUUGGGAAUAAACCCUUGAAGCCUACAAAAAUUAAUGGGUUAAAAUUUAAACUGCAUCUGUUUUAGUAUAGUUGAAGUGCAGAAUGGCCAAGUUAUUGUCCCUUACAGAAAAGCACAACAGUUAGCCAAUAAAUGACAUAUCACAGUCAAUAGAGAAAGGUCUGACGGCUGAACAUCUAGCAAUGAUUUUUGAUCAAGUGAUCACUGAUACGGCUCUUUAGUCCCAAUUACUGCACCAUCUAAAGGCUUUUUUUUUUUGCUGCAAGUUCCCCUUGUACAAAAUAGGCAUAUUGGAGGGUUAUUCAGCACUAUAAAAAGGACCCUAAAGCUCAGAUUCCAUGACAUGCAAUAAAGACUUCAUUGUCUAGACCAGUGCUUCUUAAUGUGUGAGGUCAGCUUCACUGGUGUGAGGCACAGCUGAGGAGGCAGCUUUCAUAAAGCCACCAUAAGGGCAUGUUCACAUGGCAGAAUAUUUGUGGAGUGUCUGCCUGUAAAACACUUAUCUGCAGGUACUAUUGCCACUCAGAAAUGAGUCAACUCCAUAGACAGUAAUACAUUUCCAAGCAAAGUCCCCAAAAGAAUUGACUUGUCAACUGGAGGCUGGAAUUGGAGUCUCCCCAGGAGAUGUUUCCACCAUGGGCACAGUGCAGCAGAAUCCCAUAGAAAGCAAUGGAGUUUUUAACUGGAAUAUUCCGGCAGAUUCUGCUCAGAAAUUAAGUUGUGUCAACCUGCCCAUUCCUUCCCCUGGUUAUAACAAUCUCUUCUUUUGCACCACUGAUUUAUUUUGUGCUUAGUGUUAUAAAUAUUGUCUCAAACUCUGUAUAAUUGUUACAUUGACUUCCAUUACAGAUGAUUAGGUCCAGAUAGAAAAAGCAGCACACAGUCAGGGUAGUACGAGGUGGGUGCAACUCAGUGGGAGACCCUGGUCACUGAACGCCAAACUUCGAGUAGAAAAACACUGCAGCACUCC